AUGGAGGUCCUAUUACCGAACCAUACUUUAGGACGACCACAAUUUCCAGUUUUAAGAGUAGCACGCUCCAGUGCGUUAGCUUUCCUUGUAUGGGCCAUUACUACUUUAGUGUGGACCCCACAAAAUUGGUUGUGGAUCUUAAAGGCCACUCCAUUGGAUCUUAACUUACGUUUUCCCCAGUGGCUCAGCGAAAUUUAUUUUCAUUCUACUAUUACACAGUUUCAUCAGUCCUCUAGUCCAUUUAUGUCUAACGGUGUCUACUCUAUUAAGUCCCCAGUUUGUAAGACUUUGGACAAUCUUGAAGUCGACGACCUUACUGACAAUUGGUCCCUCGUGGUCAAUCUGAUUACUGUUACUCCAAAUACCCCUCAAUGGUUUCAAGUUGGCAUCAAAUUGUUAAGUUGGGUUACCAACCAAUGGAACUUUAAUUUUGGCGCUCAUACAUCCGUUGCAUGGAUGUUUCAAUUUUUUUCGGUUCUUGUUGUUGCCAUCACUAUUUUUAAUUUUCUUUUGUUUUUCCUCUUGUUGCCUCUUCGUGCAGGCUCAGCCGUGUUUUCCUGGUUUUUUCCUAAACCCAAAUCCCCACUUUUAGUCAAAGUACAAGGUUUAGAGAAGUUGACUGCUACCAUCAAUCAAAUAGCUAGUCGCAAUAAGGUUCACCAAGCUCCGACUCGGCGCACUACUUGGUUUCAGAUUUUGGCUAGUUUUUUCUUUUCUUGUUUUGCUAGGAUUGGAUAUUGUGUGCUUUGGCCUUUUUCCUUUUUCACAUUUUUUUAUCAUCGUUUUACUCCUACAGUUGAUAAAAAGCACACCACUGUUUUACCAAGUUACCGCUUUUAUGCGUUGGAUUUUUCUAGCCGGAAGAAUCUCAUUGGAAGCCUUAUUCCACAGUUGCGUCUUGGUAGUUUCAAUGGUCCUUUACUUCACAAACAAUUAAUGACCGCUGCGAGUGAGUUUCAUUGGGCUGAUGCAGAUGCUUUUCGUGCUGAACAUCACCAGUUCCGGAAAUUCAAGUCCCAUAGAGAGUUUUUCAGUUGGUUUCUUAAAUGGAAUGUUGAUCCUACAGUUCUACAGACUUAUAUUGUCGACGCUCAUGAUCAUGCCAUGACUUUAGUGAACCCAGCAACUACUUAUUACGAGGUGGUACAAGCUCUUAGACAACUUGACAGUUUACCAUAUCUUCACUUUCGGUUUCAAAAAGUAAUGAGAUAUCUUCUUCAUUCAGGAGUUUUCUCCACUCCCUCCAUCAAGUCACAAUUAUUGGCUCUUUUUAACACUUGUGGCUCAUAUUAUGAUUUUUUUGCCGUCCUUGAUGCUGGCUUAUAUGAGAUUUUACCACCGCUUCCUGACAAGCCACUGGAACGUCCAGCCAAAGUUCGACAUUAUUUGCGAAAUGGGUUACCACGAUCGGUACGCCCUCCUCCAGUUGUCACCACGUUAUCCGCCGCAGUUAGCUCUAAUAAGAGAAGCUAUUUCUCUAAAAUUCUCAUUGGGUCUUACACCACGACAGGGUUUUGGGAUCAGGGUUCCACCUAUUCUUUUGUUUCGGCUGAAUUGGUGAAGGAACUUCAAUUGAAGGUCACGCCUAAACAAGACCGAUUGCAUAUGACAGCUUUUUCAUCAGGCCCUAUUUCAAUUUUUGAUUCAACAGUUCAUUUAGAAUUUACGAUUCCCGGGAUUCCUACCAAAUUCACACACACAUUCCAUGUCCUUUCUUCACAAGUUGCUCCAGUUCUUUUGGGAGAAGAUUUUUGGUUUAAGUAUGGUGUUCUUUGUCAACCUGGGAAACAGUUUAAGCUUGGACGUUUUGACAUCCCCAUCGUGACUCCAGAUUUACAAUUUUUCUAUUCAAAUACUGACAAUGCUCGUGUAGAUGACGACCACCAAGAUAUUCCUGAAGACAUCCAAACUAUGCUUCAUAAAUUCCAAUCGUCAUCACCAUUACUUGCACUUCCCCCAUCGCGUGAGUCCGAUUAUCAAAUUCGCAUUGAUCCUCAAGCAACCCGUCCUCCUAACCGACCACUUCCCAAAUAUUCCAUUGCGGCAGCUGAAUUUUUGUCUCAGGAAGUUGCUCGAUUAUUAGACCUUGGUUUCAUUAGAAAAUUCGUUUCACAAGUUUAUGCAGUGGCACAAGUCGUUCCCAAGAAAGUUGCAGGCCAAUUUCGUAUGGUUUUGGACUAUCGAGCCAUAAAUGCCAUCACUAUUCCUAUUCCCCCACACUUACCAGCUUUUAAGAAUUUGGUUCCCGGCUUACAUAAUGCUAAAAUCUUUUCAACACUUGAUAUGAAGCAAGGAUACUAUCAGCUAAAAAUACAUGAGAGUACGCAGCCACAUACUGCAUUUCGAGUACCUGGGGGGACAUAUUGUUUCCAAGUUCUCCCUUUCGGGUUAACUGAUGCCCCACAGGUCUUUGGUUCCUAUGUUGCUGAUUUGUUACAAGAGUUUGCUGUUUUUACACGUGUUUAUUUAGAUGACAUUUUGGUUUUCCUGUCGUCACUCAAAGAACAUUAUCAACACCUUUUUCAAGUCAUCUCCAAGUUACAUGCACAUUCACACGUUUUAAAUUGGGAUAAAUGUGUAUUUGGUCAACCACUGGUGACUUGGAUCGGACAUACUAUUUCCGCCAAUGGCAUUGCGCCAACUGACACUUCUAUUGGUCAAAUCAAACUGAUAGGAAUCCCAACCACUAAAGACGAUGUCAGAGCGUUUAUGGGCCAUUUAGCUUAUUUACAAGAGUUAUUCCCAAUUUCAAUGCUCGCGCUACACCAUUAA
Messenger RNA from Candida dubliniensis CD36, 2772 nucleotides. Its product is annotated as reverse transcriptase family protein. The transcript has a single exon. The record is from RefSeq and is a predicted model, not a curated record. The coding region runs from base 1 to 2772 and encodes 923 amino acids. Lineage: Eukaryota; Fungi; Ascomycota; Pichiomycetes; Serinales; Debaryomycetaceae.